AUGCACGGUCUGUCUCUUCCCAAAAAUGACUACUUUGCAAGCAAUAGCAUUGACACGCCUGAACAACCCAAGGGAGAUAACUCCUCCAGCCGUGAUGGCGUUGUCACCAAUCCAAGCAUCGGUUUAAAGGUGAUUAAAUGGAAUGAUCCCUUAAAAACAACUCGCUCAGCAAUUAAACCAGGCACUGUCGAUGAACUUAAACAAAUAUACAGCAAGUUAGGUGAUGGUGAAUUUAAGCCGUCAGCAAUAAAGAAACGAAGGAAAGAACUGUUCAAAAUGUCCAAAAGCCAGCAAAUGAAGCGUUACAAAAAGGUUAUUGAUAUGUUCAGCGCUGAUGAAACAGACGAAGUUCCGCUCAGCCCGACACACACGAACACGCCUCUGAAGAGCGUGGACGUAGUUGAAAUGUCGACUCACGCCGUUGUUUCCAACGACUCUAAAGUGGACAGCCCUGCAAGAGUAAGUGAAACAGCUACACCGAGUUUGGAGGUUGCGCCCAAAGUUAAUGACACGACGCCUACGGUUGGAUCUGAUAGAUGGGAAAAUUCGGAGAAUGAUGAAUCUAACCCUUACUCCCGGGCAAACAUCAUUGCGUUCCUGAACAGACGCCUGCAAACGAUCCACAGCAAUCAGAAGAAGGCUUUUGAAGCUGAAAAGAAGAAAGGAGAAAAGGAGGUGUAUACAGACAAAUCUGAGGACAGUAAUUCAUCUUUUCGGAAGGACGACCAGCCUGUUGUGGCGUCAACCACGUUUAAUUCCACCGAACAGCAAAGAGAUUCUUACAGCAAGCCUUCUGGGGAUGAAGAAGUGAUUGAUAGUCGCAGGGAAGCCCAACUUGAUGAGCAACUUGUCAGCGGCAGUACGUGGAGAAGCAUUUCGCAUGGUCACGUGACCGAACCAGGUACACCGCGAGACGAGCCUGCUGUGUCGUCUGCUUCAGAUACUCGGAUAGGGUUUGACAGUAAACAAGGUGAGGAGGUUUCGGAGGAGCAGUCACCUGGAAGAAUAGACGUAGAUUUGAAAGCAGGCGACGGCAAACCGAAGAAAAAAGACACAGGAUUUCGGAGUUUAUUUUUCGACGAUGAUCCCGAAUCUGACUCAGAGGGCGAGCCUGUGAAUAAUGAAACAUCUCAAGUAGGUACAAAUAUGAAUGUGAGAUCUUUUCACUCGUCUGAACACAACGGCCAGGCAAAUACGCCAAUGUUUUCAAAUGGUUUUAUGAAUACAUCUUCGGAUUAUUCAACAAACAUGUCGGCUGCUGUUGGUGAAGUGCAAAGUUUUGAUAUACAGAGCCGUGCAAGUGGACACAGCCGUGCAUCGAAACAUAGUCGAGUUUCAGAGCAUAGUCGAGCAUCAGGACACAGUCAGGUGUCAGGACACAGUCGAGUGUCGGGACACAGUCGCUCGACAAGCGGGGCUUCGGGUCCACAAGUUAACACCGAGGAAUCGAGCAGUGGUGUUUAUGUUGUGCAGGACAAUGUUGGGGAUCUGUACGUUGUGGAGGAUGUUAGCGACAAGCCGAGGCAGACAGCUACAUUUGAUCAGUCAGGCAUGGUGUUUACGUCCGGGGAUGUAGACACAAGUCACACAUUUGAUACAACUCAGAGCAGCCUGCGCAGUUUUGAUUUUAAUACACCAGAAUCAACUCGGUUUUCGGUCGAUGGUUCUGAUUUGAAUUAUGGCAAAGCAAAAGAAGUACUUUCCAACUUGUUUGACAGUUUGAACACGGCUGAUCGGGGAUUGGCCGUGACAGAUUUCCGAAACGACUCAGUGGAGCGAGGCGAUGUGACAGUGAGCGGGAUAAGUGUGAUCUCGGAUCGGGAUGUAGAUAGCAUGGCAAGUCAAGCGAAUAAUCAAACUAUCGUGACUCUGAGGAGUGCAGAUACCGAUAUGGCUCUGCAUGAAGAUGUCAAUAAAAAGACAAUUUUGAAUAUUGUCACGGAUGAACAGGAUCGCCCGCUGUGGACCGAGCAGACGACAGACACACAAGUCAAAGCCUGGAUGGAAAACGGCGACGAAAUACAAAUAGGGGGUGACACAGGAUACAGGACCAUAACAACGGCAUCCAGUGGCAACCAGGCAUUAGCUCUGAUGACGCCAGCGCCUGAUUAUCCAGAAACUGACACAAGGCAUAUUUCUACAUAUAAUGUGUCCCUUGCAAACAACCAGGAUGGUGCUGUAGCUGUUGCGUCUGCUGGGCCCGUGAUUCAGGACGUUGCGACAGGUGUAACCGUUACAACGACGAAGUCGACGGUGAUCGGCCAGAAGGUAGAUAUGAUGAUCGAUGUCCCUCAAGAACGAGAUGUCAGAUCGGAAUGGAAUCAGAGUAACAGGAUGGUUAAUUCUUUUAGAAACAGUUCUAUGAAUUCAAAUGACAGUGUUCGUUACACAAACGGCUAUAACAGUGACUCUAGUCAGUCCUCAGAUGGUGGCCGACGAGGUCAAAAGAUCUACAGUGUCCGGCAAAUCAAGAGUUCUUCAUUGGACCGUGCAGAUUCGUCUAGAAGUCAAGGACGAACUCGGUACAUCACGCGUAUCGAUUCCAUACCGAAAGGCAAUCGUCCAAAUAUUGAGAAGACGUACUUCACUUCAAGUGAUGCAUUGACAAGCAGGACCAACAACGUGUCAUUUGGUGAUGCAGACAGCCAAUAUGGGUCUCAAACAUCCAAGAGUACGUCAGCGGAAGCGUCUCCCCCUGGGGAGAGUCCUCGGUAUAGAAUGGUAAGAUCACCAACCCGCACCCAAACUACACCGGAGAGACGAACUAUCUACGAGUAUGCCGAGGACGAACCAACGAGAUCUGACUUUUACCAACACAAAGCAUUCAACUAUGAAGAGUCUGUCAACAAAGACGGAGAUUUAUGGCGUGUCAGACACACACCCAGCAGUGCAGUGUAUAAUGAACCAGUCUUCAAUUCUCGCGAUAGCAGUAGAAGUGAUCGUAGCUCUCAGCGAUACAAGGUCACUACGACGAUACCCGCGGAAGAGCUGUUCAAUAAGGACAGGCCACACGACGGUUUUUACAGGACCCGUGAUUCAUUUGGUUCUGGGAGUGAACAGAAGCGUUACAAAUCAGUUACAAAAGUAGAGCUUGAAAAUGACAGGCUGUCUCCUGUCAGAAAACGCAGACAUGAGCCGAGAGAUCUUUCUGAUUCUGAGGACGAUGAGCGCACGAAGUACAGGGUGUCAAAUAUUAGAAACGACGAAGCGCUUAUAAGAAGACAAAUGGAAUUUAAACCAGAGGUAGAAGAUAGCCAGCAGGUGUAUAGAGUUACUAGUGUGACCCCUUCUGGCAAAUCUACGAAAGCCCAAAGGAGAGUUAUGAACAGAAGCUUGUUCGGUAGCAGUAGCAAAGAUCCAAUAUACGACGAUGACAACGACACUCAACCUGAGCAUCAUUACCGAGUGGCAAAAACAUCCUCAUCAGAGGACUUAAUAGUGUCGCGGAAGAUCGCCACUCAGUCUCAGCAGCGAGACUCGAGGUACAGAAGGGUAGCAAGUCCGACGAGAUUCGACUCUGGUUACUUUGACGACUCGCUAUCACGCAGAGUAUCUCCAUCCCACACAACUGUCAUCCGCGUCGAUCCCGGCCCGAGACGAGGCAGGUCUGUUGACGCUUCAACAAGGAACUCUGUGUACACAGUGAUGAAUGUGAAAUCGGAGGAUAAUCUGACGAAUGGAAGCAUGUGGGACAGCAGGGCCUCCCCUACCCGAGGUCGGAGGGGUAGUUAUUCUUCAGAUUCCGACGGAGAGAGGAAAGGAAAGUACCGGAUUACGUCAUCCAAACAGCGUAGGUCCUCGGUAGAACGUGAAUACCCGUCGUCUCCCAAGCAGGAGCGAAGAUCGAGAAGGGAUGAAACAACUAAAUAUUAUGUUCAGAGGUCACUGAGCCCUAGUCGCGUGGAAGAUAGCGAGCCUGUUAUGUUAAGUAAACGGGUAAGGUCUAUAUCUCCUCAGCCCUAUUACAGCCGAGUGUCGAGUCAGCCUCAGUGGCAUAAGAGUUCCGUGGACGUUAGUAGACAUAAUUACACUACAGACUUUAACAACCAAAGGAGCUCUUCCUUCGCAAGCUUGAGUCCAGACAAAGGUGAUUACAGGCCAGUCGGGAGAUCCAACUCUCAGAAUUAUAAAACUGAGAAGACAUUCUUCAUCAGAUCUACCUCACCAUCUCCUCCCAAGACUAGCAGGAAUCUUUCAAGAAGCUUCUCCCACGACAUGACUGCCGACUCAGGCACAGGGACCGAGAUUGUGAGCUCUGACAAUGAAGGAAACGGAGAAUUCGUUCGUGAGGAAAAAGUCCAGAGAUUGGAACAACAAAUAUACACUGUUCGUCGAGAACCAUUACAUUCCGAUAUACCAGACGAAACAGAAGACCUAAAAGUAGAAAGAGGAAGGAUUCUAAUAAAAAACAAAAUUGACCCCAGCAAGGAUGAAGACGACUUUGAUGAUAAUUUGAAUUUGUUUGACAAUGAGUUCCAUCUUCAGAAGGACAAUCCCCUGUAUCAGAGUGAUCCUGACCUUUACAAGAAGUUCGAGGAGGAACAGCUGGAGGAAAAUGUUCAUCAGUCGGAGUUCAGGAACAGGGUGAACCAAGACAUCACUUUCGACACCGUGGAUAGGAUAGCACAUCAACACAGCAGUAGCAGCAGAAGAAACGUUCAAAUGUCCACCAGGGAGGUGCCAAAGCAGAACCUAUCCACGCUGUUGCUGUCUCAGCUCGCCAACAUUGACUCCAAGGACAUUAGACAGAACAUUGAUGUGGAACACCACAACGAAGAGAUCUACGGUGACCUUGACUUUGUCCACGCAGACGGAUCUAAGUCGCGAUCUGGAAACACAGACAAUUUCGACGCCGUCAAUGAAAAAGUCAAUUUGACUUUGAAAGAUGGCAAAGCUUUCGUUAUCAUCAAGGUGAUCGCCGAACGAGUUGUGCCAAUUGACUACGAGUUCAACGUGUGGAGAAAGAGCUCCGCCAUUGUUACCCGGCAGAUUGAAAUAGAUCUUCUAGCAAACGAACAACGCAGACGUCUAUAUGAGCACGUGAUGGAGAGCGCUGGUGCACGUGGAGCACUUGAAGCGGGGUCCUAUGGACCACAUAGUAUGACGUCAUCAGUGGCCAGGAACGACAAUGAACUCAGCAGUAUGGACACUUUGAGAUUGUUCUCUCAGAUCUUGAGUGUAGCCGAAGGCCAGGGGGACAAUGACGCAUCCCAUUAUUCCACGCGGCAGAGACAAGGUCGUCUGUCUAGUAGCGGUUCCCAUGACAUCCUCUACUGAGAGAACCACAGCGGUGAUCUUGAUAACUGUUUGGCUUCUGGAAGCACUUGCUAGACUCCAGAAAUAAGGUCCCCUGACCUGUGCCUACUAUUCGAUGUAUUAUACAUCAUAGUGCAUUUCAACAUAUACAAGCUUCCAAUGCAUAUAUGCAUGUCAGUGUGCAUGAGAUGAUGCAAAUUAUGCAUGCGGUCUAUUUAUCCGUACAAUACGUGUUCAUUAACUUUCAACACUGUGGAUCUUAUUCCUGAUCUGACAAAUCCUAUCCGGAGAUAGGUGGAGGUGACUGAAUAGUGUCAUCGGCUUGUGCUCUUCCGAUUGGGCGUACAUUGGAACAAACAAUGACAAGGUAACCAUCCCUUGGCACUGAUGACCAACUCGUCAGAUGCUUUGGAACAAUCAACAUAAACCCAAUCCAGAAUAGAUGUGACGGCAUGUGAUUCCAAGUGAAGUGCAUUUGGUCCUAGUUUGGUACUAGGACGUGAACCUGUUGAGUGCAUGUUUAUAGGACUUUUCGAACUCAUUCAUAUUUCGUGCAAGAUGAAUGAGGAUAUUAUAGCCACCUGCCUGCAUGCAUGCUAUUAUAUUGUACUCAUUGACAACCUUGAAGAUCACACAGACCUUGUAAAUAUACACAUUCUGACGUAACGGAAGAAACGCCGAUAUUAGUGCUUUGAAGAAACUGCAAACAGAAAUGAACCAUACCUUGCAGCCCGUAGUGUAUACUCUGGUCUUUGACCCUAGCUGUCUUCCGAACAAUGACGGAAACAGACGACGAAUACCGACAUAUUUAGUGGUUUUACUAGAUGUCACUGAUGAUGGUGCUAGGACUAUUAACAAAACUGAUGUAGCGAAAGAAUGGAGUUUAAACGCCGUAGAACAGUUCUGUAGUUAUAUCACGGCGGUUUGUAAUAUGUGGUCGAACCUGGACCAAGCAAACCAAUGAUCGAUGGUGUAAGCAUGACACUGAUUGACCAGACAGAAGUUGACACGUGGUCGUCAUCACACACCAUAUACCCAGAAUGAGGUUCUCUGGUGCUGUGACACUCUGGUAUCCGGAAGGGUCGAUGGUGUCUUGUGAAAUACUGCGUGUUAUUUCUAUCUCGAUAUGGACACGCGUCUUCCGCUGUAGUAUAGCGUGAAUAGCUUACUAACAUCAUGGUGCAAAGUACACUACUUCUAACGUGUUGCUGUUUGUUUUUGACAGCCCUCGUGUAGAAAUGCGUAAACAUACACUGUGAUAUUAUAGAUAUGAUGUAAUAUUCUAUGUUAUACAAUGGCAGCGUUACUUGCUUGUAUAUAGUGCAAUAUGUAGACAAUGUAUCCCAGGGACUUGUACAUAUGUAAAGACUGCUAGAUAAACCAUUGAAAUGGUAACUAUUGAUAAAACCAAAGGUUAAUUUCAACUUACGCUAAGUUUACUUUCUGAAGUUUAAAAUCGAACAGAUCUUGUUCUUAUAGAAUAUCACCUUUAAAAAUUGAAUCUUGUAUAAAUGAAUAAUCUCAAUUAGUUGGUUGCCAUAUUAUGUGAUUUGACAAUUUGUGAAUAAUUACAUGUAUACUCUUCUUGCAAUGUCAAUAUCGUGUACGCCAUUUCUCCUUUUUUUUGUUUUGUAAAGUAAGGCUUGUAUAGUGUAAAUUGCAAAGGGCUUCAACGCCUCUUCAGUUUUGAUUUCCAGUUUGAGGGCACGCUGUGGGUAAAUGUUUGUCGCUAUGGAAGUCCUUGAAACCCAACAAUGUCCCGUCAAUUCACCCUGUACAUUCUUUGCUUCUCCAGACAGCCUGUCAGACUAAUUGCACCACGUUGCCCAAUUACUUGAAUCUUGUCGCAAGGUACGCAACAGGUUGACGGAUACUCUUGAACAACAACCAUGUAAAGCCAUUCGAAGGAUAAAUAAACAACAACAUGAGCUUUAUACUCAGUUAAAAACAUACGGAUGGUCACGUAAAAACAUUACAGUUUAUAUUCAUUUUUGUUUGUUCAGAUGAUAGAUGUAUGAAAUGCAUUCAAAUAAGAGUAUAUAAUAAUAUAAUAUUUAGAGGUCGCGCAAAUCUGGUAAAACUGUUUUAGUUAGAUAAAUUUGGAGGUUUAUUCAUCCAAUUCCCCUAUUCAUCAUUUGACCAAAUGUCCUCGACUUUGUCCAAAAUGAAGUAUCACUCGUCAAGGUUUCUUUUUUAUGGAAAAUAUUCCAUGUAGUUCCUCGUCCUUCAGCGUAUCUUUGUGUUUAAAAAGAAAUUCUCGUCCGAGAUGCAUCGUUACAUAAACGUCCGCAGUGUUCACAGGUGCAAAUAUAGGUAGCUCGUACGGAAUGAGCGAGCUUUUUCAAUGUCACGAUUAAUCCAAGCUUUCAAAGGAAACCAGUUCCUCGGUUCGGUGAGGUGAGUUUGAUUUAUUUUGGAAUAGACUACAAAGCCACCACAGUCUGAAACACUCCUCGCAUACUUGUAUUACCUGUUUGUUAACCUAUUCGUACAAGUUAAAUACAUCAUCACCAGCAUCAGAAGUUGCAGGCCAGCUCCCUCCUCCGUCAGGAAUGCAGGUCACACACAUACAGCGCGCAUGUAUCUUACUGACAAAGCCAUCACGACAUACGCCUGCGGUAUGCGUUAAUAUAUUCAGCUGAACAUACGUUUCAUUAUCACCAUGAUCUCGGAGAAGCUCCCAGCCUCUUUAAUGCACAUUCCAUGUACAACCAGCCUGGUUGUUAUGAAACGUUUAUGUCACAGCGGCUUAAGCCUAAUUCCCCUUGAGGUAAUAUCACGAGACAUUUGUUAAAAAUUUAAACGUGGAAGUGUUUUUAAUUAGUAGACACAGGGAUUUCGGAUUUUAAGCGGGGGUAUUUACAGAAAGAAGUAAGUCAAAUAGUAACAGAGUAUUAAAAAAAUGAUGGUUGUGGUAAUUAGCCUUGCGAAAUAACAAGCCGAGGUAUAAAGUGUAUCAUUUGCCGGGGUAUGGGGUUUCAAGGUGAAAAGUCUGGCUGCUAUGUACACGGUGGUUUAGAAAAGAAUGCAAAACCGGAUUUAAUUUUAUCUCAGCGUUUCUAUAGAAACGAACAUACAGGUGACCUCUUGCUUAGUGAAUGUGAUUAGUAUACACCUUUGACUGUGUAUUAGUAUGCCACGUGUCUUUCCUGUAAUCCGAAAUACCACAAAUAUAUUUUGAGAUUAUUAUUUAUUAUGUGUCAUAGUUGUAAAUACAUAUUGGCAAAAUACUUACGAAGUAUAUUUUGAGGUUAACAAUGAGCACAAAUAUAAAUCAGUUAUAGUUAUUGUUUGAAGUUAAAUGAUAUUUAUCAAAACUGAAACAAGAUUACUUGCCGUUUCGCCAACAAAUACAGAACCUUCAACAAAUGCAGUGAGAUAAUGAAGAUGAUUAUGAAAAUAGUUUAGUAAUCAUGCCUUUUAGUUUGAAGCACAUUGCGAACUGAUGUCUACAUGUGAUUGAUCUAGUGUAUAUGUAUUUUACCGCCUCUUUUGAUAUUCUUAAUACGUUAUAUGUAGAACUUUGUGAAGACUUGCUUUUGUUAGAAGCCCACAGCGAAAUUAGUGGUUUUGUGUACGCUUAUUUGACGUCAGAUCUUACGUCAUACACUUACCGUUAUGCUGUUUAUCGAGUCCUUUUGUGUAUGAAUACAGUGUGUACCAGCUAGUGUGCAUGGAGACCGAGUAUACAUAGUCCACUGUACAUUGUACUGUACACCUAUAACACUUUUAUAACAAACAUGUAAUAAAAUAUUAUAUUUCCA
Molecule: messenger RNA, 9020 nt
Organism: Haliotis rubra (blacklip abalone)
Lineage: Eukaryota; Metazoa; Mollusca; Gastropoda; Lepetellida; Haliotidae
Exons: 2
Coding region: 1-5277 (1758 amino acids)
Source: RefSeq, a predicted model, not a curated record